GCCGCUUAGUACCAGAAAAUGACUCUGAGUGAGACAGAGAGAGAGGGAAGAUUCAAGAACAAGCUGCCACUGUGUCCCUGGAGCUUUAUAUGCAAAGAGGUUUUAAGAUGUGGGGUGAGUUGGCAUGGGUGCUACGAGGGGCAGCCCGCGUUGGGCAGGCCGCAGUUGAAGGAGGGUUAGAGAAGCUGCAAAUGGCUACUGACACAUCCACUCUGGGAUCUGGGAUUAAAACAGCGCAAGCCACUGCAGAACGAUGUGUAGGAACUUUGUUCACACGUUAUCAGGUCCAAACCUCUGAUUCUAGAGUACGUUCAAGCUCUCCUGAACAUGAUGCUGCCAAUUGGAGUGUUGCAUCAGAGUUUCCACCAGCAGAAGAAGUAGACCUUAGCAGUGAAGGUUCAACAAGUGUGAACCCGUCGAGUGAGCAUCCUCCUAAGAAUGGUCCUGGACAAUUCAGAUCAGGCAUUGGGAAGGUCGGGGACGUACGUUAUUACAGCACCAUAAGGGGAUUAACAGCUGAUGAACUCAGGAGAGCAAGAGAAGCAAAGUUGCAGAAGGGAGAUGAGGAACAAGGGAGGCCUACAAGGCAAAAGCUCAGUGAUAGAGCACGUGAAAGAAAGGUGCCCGCAUCUCGGAUGAGCAGAUUGGCAAAUUUUGGAGGUUUAGCAGUCAGUCUGGGUAUUGGCGCCCUCACGGAAGUAGCGAAGCAGUCUCUAAGUGGUGAAGAGAAGCAGAACGGCAGCCGUUCCUAUCUGGAGACAAACCCUUUCUUGACCGAGUCUAACGCGGAAAAGAUUGUAGAUACUCUGUGUAAGGUGCGGGGAGCUGCGCUGAAGAUUGGGCAGAUGCUGAGUAUCCAAGAUAACACCUUCAUCAGUCCCCAGCUGCAGAAGAUCUUUGAGCGCGUCAGGCAGAGUGCCGACUUCAUGCCAACGUGGCAGAUGAAUAAAGUUCUGGAGGAGGAGUUGGGACUUGGAUGGCGGGAACGCUUUGCUUUCUUUGAGGACAGACCAUUUGCUGCAGCUUCUAUCGGCCAGGUGCAUCUCGCCAGGCUUCCUGAUGGUCGUGACGUUGCCAUGAAAAUUCAGUACCCAGGAAUCGCUCAGAGCAUUAAAAGUGAUGUUGAGAAUCUGCUUUCAAUCCUGAAAUUGAGUGUCGCUUUUCCUGAAGGUCUCUUUGCUGACAGCAGCGUGCAGAUUCUACAGAAAGAGCUUGCUUGGGAAUGCGAUUACAUCCGUGAAGCACAAUGUGGCAAAAAGUUUAGGCAGCUGCUGAAAGAUGACCCUUUCUUCUACGUGCCGGAGGUGAUAGAUGAGCUCACAACUAAACGAGUACUAACUAUGGAGCUUGUGUCAGGGGUACCACUGGACCAAUGUGCCGAACUGGACCAGGACACACGGAACCAGAUAUCAUACAACCUAAUGCGUCUCAGCCUGCAGGAAAUUUUUGAGUUCCGCUUCAUGCAGACCGACCCCAACUGGUCUAACUUCUUCUAUGAUGCAGAGAAAAAUAAAGUGACACUGUUGGAUUUUGGUGCAAGUCGAGAAUUCGGAGAGGAAUUUACUGAUGAUUAUAUUGAGGUUGUGAAGGCAGCGGCAGAUGGGGACAGGGAAAAGGUUCUGCAGAAAUCUCGGGAUCUUAAAUUCCUUACAGGGUUUGAAACAAAGUUACUUGAAGAAGCUCACGUGGACGCUGUGAUGAUCCUAGGAGAACCAUUUGCCUCUGAGAAACCCUUUAAUUUUGGAACUCAGGACACCACACGCAGAAUCCACGACCUGAUUCCUGUCAUGUUAAAGCAUAGACUUACUCCUCCCCCUGAGGAGUCUUAUUCACUGCACCGCAAAAUGGCCGGAGCCUUCCUUGUGUAUGCCAGGCUUCGCGCAGUAAUGUCAUGCAAGGAAGUGUUUGACGAGAUCUAUCGUGAAUAUAGGGAGAGGCGUACAGGAGGAAAUCGAGGGGCAGCUUCCAGUUAAAAUGAUGUUACCCACUGUCUGUCCAGAAUGAGCUAGCAGUACCUAUAGUUAACUUAUUGUGUACCAACUUUACAGGGUUCGUGGUUUAACAGGAGGCCAAGUCAAGGGUCUCUUGGGAGAUAAAAAAUGUGUGUGUGUAUAUAUAUAUAUAUAUAUAUAUAUAUAUACAAAACAGAAGGGAGGCACUCGCUGGUCAUUUCAAAUCAAGUGAUUUAAUACAUGUGACAUUUCGGGGACAUGCUCCCCUUCCUCAGACCGUCUGAGGAAGGGCAGCGUGUCCCCGAAACAUCAAAUCUAUUAAAUCACUUGAUUUAAAAUGACCAGUGAGUGUCUGCCUUCUGUUUCACGAAUACUACCUGCUGGCACCCUGGUGAAUGACUGAUAGUUGAGAGUGCACUAUACUUGACUUUUUAUAUAUAUAUUAGCAUAUUGAUAUCAAGCAACCUAAACCAAUACACAGAUAUAAAAUAAUUAUACACAUUUUUUGAUUGCCGGCUUUUUCCCUGUCAACAAUAGCCCAAACAAUUAAUGUUUCCAUUUUUUAGCAAAAUUACUGGCAAAUAUUUGCAUUUUUGUCUUUUUGAGCUAUAACAAUGAUGGGUGAAUUAGUAUCACCAAAGAUCUUAUAUUUUUAUUUUUUUAUUUUAUUUUUCUGUUUUUAAAUAUGCGCCUUGAAUAAGGCAACUUGUUAUAAAAAUAGUAUAAAGACAUAUAAACCACUAUUUUUAUGUCAUUAAUUAUUAAUAAUAUAUUUUAUUUAAAUUGAUUAUUUUUUUUAAAUAAUUGCUGGUGACAUCUCUCUAUUUUAAUUUAAAUAUUCUAUCUAGACUCUAUAUGUGGGAAUAUGAUUAAUCUCUCAGGGGUGGGCAAUUAUCGGCCCUCCAGAUGUUAUGGACUACAUCUCCCAUGAUGCUUUGCCAGCAUUAUGGCUGAAAGAGCAUUAUGGGAGAUGUAGUCCAUAACAUCUGGAGGGCCAAUAAUUGCCCACCCCUGAUUAAUCAUAUUCACACAUAUAGAUUAGAUUAUGUAAAUUUAUUUUUUUUUACAAGGGCCGCAAGCUAUUGCAGAAUUAUUUUCAUACCCAGAGAUCCUUUAACCUAAUAAAAAAACUUGGAAAAAUGUAUGCGAGGCUACAGUGACAUAUUUUGAGGUUGAUAAUAUAAAUUGAAAUAGUACAUUUUAAACUAAAAAUAUCUUUAUUGGUUAACAUUAUUUGUACACUGCCGGACCAUGACAAUAUCUGUGUGCUGCUCUCACUGAAAUAUCAUUUCUCCACUAAAGAACAAAAAAAUAUAUAUAUAUUCAUUGCUUGGGUGUAUAUGUCAUGUGUAAAUGCGUAGAUGUACUUUUAUUAAAUUAUUUAUACACUUA
Messenger RNA from Bombina bombina (fire-bellied toad), 3344 nucleotides. RefSeq names its product coenzyme Q8B (gene COQ8B). Lineage: Eukaryota; Metazoa; Chordata; Amphibia; Anura; Bombinatoridae. Gene Ontology annotation, cellular component: extrinsic component of mitochondrial inner membrane. Bases 90 to 1973 code for a protein of 627 amino acids. The transcript is spliced from 15 exons. Gene Ontology annotation, molecular function: kinase activity. Gene Ontology annotation, biological process: ubiquinone biosynthetic process. The record is from RefSeq and is a predicted model, not a curated record.